Molecule: messenger RNA, 6303 nt
Organism: Opisthorchis viverrini
Lineage: Eukaryota; Metazoa; Platyhelminthes; Trematoda; Opisthorchiida; Opisthorchiidae
Exons: 17
Coding region: 139-6051 (1970 amino acids)
Biological process (GO): vesicle-mediated transport
Cellular component (GO): cytosol; endocytic vesicle
Molecular function (GO): small GTPase binding; guanyl-nucleotide exchange factor activity
Source: RefSeq, a predicted model, not a curated record
GCUUCCUAGUGGUUUUCCACCAUCACAUCUUGAGGAUUCAAGCCUGCUACAACUUCCGCUUGGCACAUUUGAUUAAUCAGUCACACCGUCGUAUUUGUUUGGCGGAUUUCGCUCACUGGCAAGUCCAGCUCUAUUAUCAUGCAAUGUUUCGUUCGCGACUUAAGAAACACUACCAGUAAGCUCUUUCGGGACGAAGUACUCCUUAGCUAUGAAAGGCAGAACAUCCAAAACCUGUUACUGGAUGGCAAAGCGAUCCAUGAGGAUAUGCUCAAGCUACUAUGGAUUUUACAUCGACAGCGCGUAAAACUACUUUUCAGUGGGCGGUUGGCGAAAAGCUGUGGUGCAAGAGUGGCUUGGUUUACCAGACUGCAUUUUGAUUCGAAAUCAGAGAACUCAAGUUAUUCCCACCAUAUAGAGAUAUUCCGUCACCUGCGGGACAAUCCAAAUGUGAUAGUCAAUCUCCUUGUCCUUUUCGAAUCCAAUCCGGAAAUCAUGGAAAUUCUUUGCUUCCUCACGUUGACUACCGUGGGGAACUUCGCCAUAAAUCACCAGGAUGUAUCCUUUCUGGCGAACGUGAUUCACGCCAUUCAGCCACAUUCACCACGUUUUCCCAUGAACUAUACCCCAUUUGCCUCAUUGUUCAACGUUUGUUUUUGUGACACGCAUCAAGCACAUGGAUUUAUGCGUGUUCUCCUGCAUGAUGUUGUGGCAAGAAUAUCUGAGUUUACUUAUGUUCCCGAUCGGCACAGCGGCGAUGAUGACAUCAUGCAUGGUGCUUCUUCUGUGUCGCGUUCAACUUUCUAUUCCGAUGUGCGGUGUCUUCCGAGAUGUUUUUCAGAAGAAGAGUUUUGUUUUCUGGUCAACCUACUGAUUCGACGUUUUAUCGAAGCCGUACCUCUUUUCCCACAACCUUUGCUGGUACUUUUGAAAAUACAUAGGCAGCGGUUGGCAAGCGCUGGAGACCUGGCUGUGGAAAUUUUUUCGCGAAGUGUUGAAUUCCUGACCAGCGCGUUCAUGGUUCGUGCUAUAGUUCAACCUCUACUCUAUGGAUACUACUCUGAUCAGUAUUUGGAUCCUAGUGGUCGGAAAAUUUUGCAUCAGGUUGCGUCGGCUUUCAAGUUUCUAGCGCUCAACUGUAUUCCUUCAGAACACACCUCCAAGCCUACUGGAACAAUUCCAGAGCUUGGUGUUUCACAGGACAUGCUAGUGAAGAAGUGUGAUGUUGGCGAACUUCACGAAGCCUUCGAACGUAUUUUUGAACAAGCAGACAAAAUUCCUAACGUCUGUCCAGCUCAGAAUGGUGGCACAGAUGAGAUUCAGCGACCAAAAUUAGCGGACGGCUUCCGGAACAAGAGUCCACUUGGUUUACCGUCUUCUUUGACUGGUGAGAUGAAUCCUCCCCCCAUCACUAUCGUCACCGCAUCCGAUUUAAAUAUUCUCAUUGGCUGUCUAAGAAUUCUUGUUCAACAACAUCCGGAUGUUCACGGUAAGCUCAGAAAAAUGUUGGAUCAUCUCCCUGAGCGCGUCCCGGGUUCACUGGUUGGCGUCCGGAGUCAAUCGAAUGAAACGCACGUGGCAGCACGAGCAACGAACAGGAAAGCUGCUGCUCCCAGCGGCUCUUCUUCAAAGCAGUACGAAUUGGUCUGCUUGGACCCAUCAAAGGAUAGCAAUACGUUAGCUCCAAACUCCGGUUUCCCGACUGAUUCCUCUCGUACCUCCCCUAAACCCAAACGAAGUGGGUCUACUGGUCGGCUCGCUGUACAGGAUAAUCGAGUUGAUCAUCUUCUACGCCAGCAAAACCGAUUCGGUUCUUUGGGUCGUGUGAACCAGGCAGUUCAAAUGACGCAGAUACAAUCUGAUCCCUAUUUGAGCGAGUCCAGACGGGAUGACCGUCCCUAUGAGACUGUGUUUGUCAUGUCACAUGGUGAUUCCUGCUAUCAAAUGCAGGACAAAGUUCUGUCGGAGAAACAGUUUUUGAGCUCUUGUGAUACGACCGUAACAGAUACAGAUCCGCUGCAUAGUGAUACCUCUGAGGUAUAUACCGAAUUGUUUGGAACGAGCGGCACAGCUGAGCAUGUAAACGAUCCGAUACAGGCGAAACGUUCGAAUCCCGUGAGUCAAAGUCAAAGUAGUAGUGGUCUCAGUAGAUCUAGUGGAGAUGUGGAAUGCAAUUUACUGGACAACAGUUUCACUGGAGAUGGUGGGCUGGACGUUCUCAAUACGACGAAUGAAGAGGAACUAUUGGGGGGAGAAGAUCGUUCCAACGACCGAUCAUCGGAUGUCUCCGAACGCAGUGGCUGCACCAGUUUGGCUAGCAGCGCUCACGCGCUUGGACGACGUAUGCAGCACAACACUGUUCUUGCUGAUUGUAGCCUCACGUCGGAUGACUUAGUUGAGGUACCUGAAGCACGUGCUUCUCAGAGAGUCUUCAAUACGGUAGAGCCACCCGACUGUUCGAGCACCGGGCGAACAAGGCAUUCAGGUCAGCCAUCAUCUGUGGAAGCGGUGGAGAAACGUACUCGGUUUUCUAUCUCGGAAUUUUCCCGAGCCAACGACUCGUAUGGUCCCCGUCAAGAAACCCAACGUGCGCCUGGACGUCGAUCGGUCCAAAGAUCAUCGUUCGGUGCGACUGAACGGGACCACAAACCAAAUGGUUGCAAUAGUUUACGAGCUCGUCUUGUUCGCACCACGUCGGCAGAGCUGUUGUUGCGUCAUGAUGUUUCACGGAGACUCUCGCCCAUAGCUGCGAUCGGCUUGCCGGCUGCUGGUCCAUCCUCGGAUUCUCACCAACCAAAUCCGUCAAACCCAAAACGUUCGUCCUCUCUGAACAACUUGCAGAGCGCCUCUGAGUUUCGUGUGCGAUCGACUGAGAUGCAAGAGACUCAGGAUGGUAACGAUUCCCUGCCAACACCUGAUACGCAAGAAGCGGAUGAACGAUCCAGUGUGCGAACAUGUUCAUCAUGCGGCAUACACAUUACUGGAGGGGAAGCACUUUCAAGAACGACUGACGCCCCCCGGGUACCUCUGGACGAUGGCAAUUUGAAUGGUCGACUGGAUGAGGAUGAUGCACUGUCCGAUCUUCCACUAUCGUCAGCUAAUGUGUCCGGCCGGGUGACUCCACUAUCCCUCGCCAGCAGUGCCUCCCGUGCCACUUCCGGAGUGGUUGUUCCCCAUAUAAUGGACCAUCCUAACAAUUCACGUGGUCAUGCUUACAGCCGAAGUGGAUUUGUGCUCCCUACUCCACCUGUCACUUUGUCCACAUCGGGUGGGGUUGGCGGUAGUGUUGGAACAGCACGGUGUUGUCUAAUUGAUUUUCCACCCACUAUAUUGCAGAGAAAUAUGUCUUCCGAUGUUACGGACAAGUUUGGAAAGUUUGACCUGCCUCCUGUGCGGAUCGCGGAAUCCGAGGCGCGAUCGACUGUCAGUGACACCUGGUCCACAGAUGUACUACCUUCGGACACGGAGUAUCCUGAUAUUGGUCCUGAUUUAUUAGGUUCAGAUAUUCCCAGUGGAAGACCGAGUCAUCAUCAUCAUUAUCAUCAUCAUCAUCGUCACCAUUAUCAUCGUCACCAUCACCAUCGUAACCAUCACGACACAGACAACUGCAACCAGCCUGCUGGUCAUGUUGCACAUCCCAGUCUGACAGGAGCCGGAUCCAUUAGGCCAGUUGCUGACCCGCGAUCAGGUUCUGCCAGAUUGCCUCUGGACGACGUCGAAUCGCAUUCUCAACCUAAUCAAUCUUCUCCCAAUUCGCAACCAACUUCGACUCAUGUGGAGUUCAGCCGACGCGAACAAAGCCCAGAUCCAGACACAACUGCAUCUCAACGACAAAAUUCCAUUCGAAAGGUUGCGCGAAUUCCCAACGGAUCUGUUGUUCAGUUGGAUGUUAGACGGAGGCUUAAACCUUCUGAGACCCGUGUGUAUACGACACACCCCAGCACAACGGCCCCAACGCUCAGCGUUCCGCGUGGGGAUAACUGCUCUACCCAAUCUGUCCGUUCACUGCAGUCUUGUCCAGCCAGGAACGCAACGUGUGAUACACCUGCUGGUGACGUUAUGUCUACAUCAAGCUCCUCAACGCGCCUAGCCGGUGUACAGCUCAUCAAAGAUGGAUGCUCCAGACUGAAAAGUAAGGUGGUACUGCGCUCGCGUUUUUCUCUCAAGCAGAGUGUAAAUCCUACCAACAGUCCACGAUCAAUGUUCCACUGGAAUCCGGACAGCAAGCAAGCAACUGACAGUACGAAACGAAUGGAAGAAACAGCGAUACCAACUCAACCGGAAAUAUCGGCACAAGACCAGUGGCUGAUGCCGAAGCAGCAACGACGUCACAAUCUGUGCCGGAAAUUGCACCACUUUCCAGUUCACUUGCCUCGCUGUCCUCACAUGCAACCAAUUCUUCGUCUGCAUCUUCCUCCGCACACAGCUGAACAUCGACCACUUGCCUCGCUGUCCUCACAUGCAACCAAUUCUUCGUCUGCAUCUUCCUCCGCACACAGCUUGAACAUCGACCCGGAUGAUUUCACGACCCAUGUGGCUCCGGAUUCCAAUGCGACUACACUGAUUGUUAGGGGAGAAGAAUCUGUCGACCAGAUGAUGGCCCGUUACCGAAUGAAAAUGGACUCGGGACGCCGGAUGACCGUGAAUUUCUCUCUAUCCACUGAGGAAAAAUCAUCUGGCGAUUGCAACGAAAACCCUCGUUCAAUCUUAUCUACUGGCUUGUUCGGAGAUUGGACUAGCGAUGCCCGGUCUGCCCUGGCAACACAGUCUCUUGAAUCGAUUCGUGAACAGGUCAGACAUGGAUUGAGGAUAAUAUUCUCCAACUCCAUUAUCGGUUCCGUCGGACGUCAGAUUUUGGACAAGGCAGAGUUUGCUCUAAAAGCAUCCGCACGUGAUACGCACCUCCAGUCUCAGGGAUUCAAAGAGGAAGAUGCAUUCUUUUUCACUGUGCUUCAGGCCUUGCUUGCAGAAGCUAUUGCUUAUCAGGACAGUGCACUAGUGACCACCAUUCGAGAAACUGGACGAUUGUUUCGCCUCCUUGUAGACAGUUUGAAGAACGACCAGCUAGUCCAGACAGAGGUACGAUCAUCCAAAUCUCCUUCACCGUCAAGGCACAAGACUAUUGUCCCUGGUUUGUUAGCAGACCUCCGUUCGGAGCGUCGUCGACGUCAUCGUUACUUUGCGUAUCUUAUUCGCACAAGUAUCCGCGUCGCUCAGGCAAAUCAACAUCUGAAUUCGCUUAAAUUGCGAGUUCGACACAACCUCACCCUUCAGUGUGACAAUUUGCUGUACAACGCAAUUACCAGCUUUCUUGACUCUCAGUUGGAAUUGUUCGAGGAUUUCUACGCUCGACUCACGAAAGCACGUUCCUCCAGCGAAGCUGAAGAACUACCCAGUGUGGCACGUGGCCUAGUUAAUCAAUUCAUUCACACUUUGGUCACCAAGUGGAGCGCUCUGUCCCUUCAACUAUUCUCAGCCCCUGUAGACGAUCCCGACUUUGCUUACCUAUCCACAACUGUUUCGGGGCCAUCCCACCUGAUCCGGCUUGUGAUGGAGAAGGUGUACAGAUCUGGCAUUUGGAUGAAUGAUGCCUCGGUGGAGCGGGAGCGCGAUGUGCUGUUGCACCGCGAGCUGGCCAGCUUGGGUCACUUGUUUACCGCAAACGACCUACAGAUUCCUGAACGAUUCCAUAUACUUCAACCGUUCAUCUCGGUUCAAGAAGAACUACGACUGCUCGAUCGGUCACACGUUCCCAGUGAAAUGCUCCAAUGUCUGAAGAGUGUCAACGACCGAAUUGUUACCACACUUGCCUUAGUAUCCCCCGAUUCGCCUCCCAGCGCCGACGAUUUGUUACCUGUGCUUAUUUAUGUUAUUAUUCAGGUCAACCCACCGAGGCUGCUUACCAACAUUGCGUUUAUCGAAACCUUUGGUAGCAACUUGGAAGGGGGAGAUCAGUAUAGCUGGUGCCAGUUCCGCGCUGCAGUUGCCGAGGUCCGACGUCUUCUGUCCGCAGUGUUACUCGACGAGGACGGUACGCACUCUCACACCGGGUGAACAUCCUAACAAUCCGAUUCCACACAGUGCAUAGCAUCGCCAUCGACUGCACCUGUUUUCGCUUUAUUUCCUUCUUUUUCUACCGCCGCUCACCACUCUUGCAGUUACUGCGAUAUAAUAACAACCGAAAACCACUUACUGUGAUCUGUUUCUCUAUCCCUUGAUCCUGUGUAAAUGCAACUUUGUACGAUAUGUUCCAAUGUAAUUACUUAUUCUUACCCUGAUUGUAACACCAGAAAAUGUGACGAUAGG